This is a messenger RNA of Dissoconium aciculare CBS 342.82, 717 nucleotides long. RefSeq lists its product as uncharacterized. The transcript has a single exon. Bases 63 to 554 code for a protein of 163 amino acids. NCBI's taxonomy places the organism in Eukaryota, Fungi, Ascomycota, Dothideomycetes, Mycosphaerellales, Dissoconiaceae. The record is from RefSeq and is a predicted model, not a curated record.
GGGGGGGGUUUUGGCAUUGUUGCCGUACGGUGCAGUGACAACCUCCGAGAUGUCUUGGCGUCAUGUGCAUUCCCGUGAACAUUGAUAUCGUCCUCCUCGGACGUCGGCCGUGCGACACAUCUCGUGCGCGGUGUAAGCAUCCAUCACGCACGAAGACCCCAGCACCAUUGGCUUCUCAGACGAGACAAAGGCUCUCAUGCGUCAUGUUCGCGAAAAUGCGAAGCGGGACAACCUCGAUGGGCGCCUCUUACGAGGGUGGAAUGUUUUGCUUUUCCCGUGGCCUCUCCAUCUCAGGGACUCCACAGCAUGCCAGCCCGAUCAGAAGAGACAGACCAACCCUGCACGGACGACGGAAUACAUAUUUUCACAUGGGUAGCGAGGUCAAGUCGAUGUGGGUGGACCGCAGUAUGUACAGGAGCACCACAUGUCAUGCGAUCUGUGUCGCCUUCCUGUCCCGGCGGAGCAGCGAACAAACGAGCACCUCAGGCAGACGAAGACGGAGACAGGGAGGGAGACAGGGAGAUCUCGAUAGGGCAGGCAGGCAACUGAAUUGAUGGGAGUGAUCGCACAAGAGCCAUGCUUCCAAGCCGACGGAGCGGAAUGACGUUGCCCCUACUCUACCCUCUGGCUUGCUGCAUCGACCAACGGAUGCCGCACCACAUGCUGUGGUAUUGUAGGGAUUGUCAUUAAUUUACUGUGCGUACUGUAUGCCGAUCG